AUGCAACUCAUAUACCAACCAAAUCAUCUCUUACAAGACAUGGACCCAACAGCAAAGCCUAGAGCACUCAUUCACGUCUUGCUCAUCCUCAUCCUCCUAGACCAUGCUUGCCUAAUCCAUUCCCGAAACCUGGCAAAUUCUCCUGCACCUGCACCCGCAAGUAUUGGCCCAUCAACGUACGAGAAGAGCUUGAACCCACAUGAAGGAAGGAAAACAAAUCCACAGUUAGGCUCAUUUCCAGCUACAUGUCAAACAAAGUGUAACCAGUGCAAGCCUUGUGUGCCAGUUGAGGUGACAAUCAAAACAAUGGCAGAGGAAGAGAAUCAGUACUAUCCCAUAGCGUGGAAGUAUAAAGACUGCACACUCUCUAUACUUGAUCUUAAUCAAGAAGGUUUCUAUAGCAUCAAAAGCAAACAUUUCCGCAUCAGAGAUGAAUUUAAGGAACUUGAAUCUGGAAUAUGCACUGUAGGUUCCUCUAAUAUGGAGCCGGGGCGAGGGAAAGUUGCAGACUUGCAAGACUUGGCAGCUGCACUGUGCUUAAGGGUUUUGGUAAUGGAAGGUUUGAUUCCAUAUGUUAUGGAUGCCAUAAGAAAGCAAAAGCCUGGGCACAUUAAAAUCAACACUUUGUCCCAUUCACAUUCAGAUAGCUCAGAACGCAGCUACCAUUUGCUAUUGGGAUCCGAUUCCUUCCAUGGAUCCCACCACGGUCAUAGAGUCAUGGAGCCUGCUACCACAUCCUCUUAUGCUGCCACCACCCUCCGUAAUCGUAAAUCAUGA
Messenger RNA from Sphenostylis stenocarpa, 777 nucleotides. The record is from the annotation of a GenBank genome assembly. NCBI's taxonomy places the organism in Eukaryota, Viridiplantae, Streptophyta, Magnoliopsida, Fabales, Fabaceae.